Dendrobium catenatum is the source of this 1018-nucleotide messenger RNA. RefSeq names its product GTP-binding protein SAR1A. The transcript is spliced from 3 exons. Gene Ontology annotation, molecular function: GTPase activity; GTP binding. Bases 169 to 750 code for a protein of 193 amino acids. Gene Ontology annotation, cellular component: COPII vesicle coat; endoplasmic reticulum exit site. Gene Ontology annotation, biological process: intracellular protein transport; membrane organization; endoplasmic reticulum to Golgi vesicle-mediated transport. NCBI's taxonomy places the organism in Eukaryota, Viridiplantae, Streptophyta, Magnoliopsida, Asparagales, Orchidaceae. The record is from RefSeq and is a predicted model, not a curated record.
UCCGUUUUCUUCUCGGAUCCCUUACCAUUGCUCUUGUCCCUCCGCUCUCUCGCGUUAGAGUUUUCCUUCGAUAUCCAGCGGUCUCUCGAUCGUGAGGCUCUCGGCCGCCGGAUACAAUUUCCUUCGACUGAUCACGUGUGGUAAUCCGGCUGAUCCGAACGAUCCGCCAUGUUCCUGGUUGAUUGGUUCUACGGCGUCCUUGCCUCGCUGGGGCUGUGGCAGAAGGAGGCCAAGAUCCUCUUCCUUGGCCUGGACAACGCCGGGAAGACGACGCUCCUCCACAUGCUCAAGGACGAGAGGUUGGUGCAGCAUCAGCCGACCCAAUACCCAACUUCGGAGGAGCUGAGCAUUGGAAAGAUUAAGUUUAAGGCAUUUGAUCUUGGUGGGCAUCAGAUUGCUCGACGUGUCUGGAAGGAUUACUAUGCGAAGGUGGAUGCAGUGGUGUACCUGGUAGAUGCUGUUGACAAGGAACGGUUUGCAGAGUCGAAAAAGGAGCUCGAUGCCUUACUUUCCGACGACAGUUUAGCCAACGUCCCGUUUCUCGUCCUCGGUAACAAGAUCGACAUACCGUAUGCGGCAUCCGAAGAGGAGCUACGCUACCACCUGGGCCUUACUAACUUCACCACCGGCAAGGGCAAGGUCAACCUCACCGAUUCUAAUGUCCGACCGCUCGAGGUCUUCAUGUGCAGUAUCGUCCGUAAGAUGGGUUAUGGUGAUGGAUUCAAAUGGCUCUCACAGUAUAUCAAGUGAAAACCGUUGAACAUAGAGUGAGGAACAUUAGACUGGUCAAAUCUUUUAUUGCUGCUUCAGUUAUCUUUGUUUCAGUUAAUGAUGAUGGCAUGAACUCUGUUUUGUUAUUUUAUUUCUUAGUUGAUGUUGGAAUAAUGCAAAUGUCAAUCAUAUUUAACAGGUUUGGGAUUAUGAAGACUCUGUAAAGUAGAAUGUAAUAUUAGAAAUAUUCUUUAAUCUCCUGACUUUUUCCCUGAAAGUUUUUUAUGUCGGAGUAUGGCCAUGUUAG